AAUGCAAGUUUAACCGAUCGAGCACGAUUAGGCAAGGGCUUCUCUAAGUCAAUGAAAAUAUCUAAAAGAGACAAUGUCACUCUUUGUAUUCCACAUAUUGUGCAAAUUAAUCUACGCAAUUGAGUGGUCUGAUCUUUAGUUUACUCGAGUAUAAGAUCAAAUUUUGAUGUGAUGACCUAUGAAACUCGUUGCUCUCUUAUGUUUCAUGGCUGAAACUUGCUCACACCUUCACCUAAUAUUAGUGCUUAUUUUUUUUGUUCGACUUACCUUUGCUCAAGAUGAAAAACAGUUCUUGUUCAAUGGCUUCCGAGGAGCCAAACUUCAUCUUGAUGGGCUAGCAAACAUCCACCCUAAUGGUCUAAUUCAGAUGACCAACACUACGAUGCAGAGUAGUGCUCAUGUUUUCUACCCAAAACCCUUGAAGUUCAACAAAAGUCGUUCAUUUUCCACAACUUUUACAUUUGCCAUCGAUGUUGAUGUGCCUGGUCAUGGUGGCCAUGGAAUUGCCUUUGUUAUCUCCUCAUCCAUGAAAUUUGAGCAUGCUAUUCCUGAAGAAUAUCUAGGGCUUUUCAAUACUUCUAAUAAUGGCGAUUACUCUAAUCAUGUAUUUGCUGUAGAACUAGACGUUAUUCAAAAUCCUCUGUUUGAAGAUAUCAAUGGCAACCAUGUCGGCAUUGAUGUUAAUGGCCUAAAGUCUAUUGAUUCUGCUUCAGCGGCGUACUAUUCUGAUGAAGAAAGGAAGAACGUGAGCCUUCGUGGAACACCUAUGCAGAUUUGGAUAGAUUAUGAUGGAGAGAAGAUGCUUAUGAAUGUGACAUUAGCUCCACUUAAACAUCCAAAACCCCAAAAAAAUCUCUUGUCUACACAUGUUAAUCUUUCAUCAGUACUCCUUGAUUCUAUGUAUGUCGGUUUCUCAUCAGCUACCGGUCUUACUGGAACUAAGCAUUACAUAUCAGGUUGGAGCUGGAGUCAGAUUGGUCAAGCCCAGGAUCUUGAUCUUUUCAAGCUCCCUCCAUUUCCCAAAAUUAGAACCUACAGAAACAAGCUGAAAUUCCUUGUAAUAGCAUUGAUUGUUGUUUUAUUACUGUUGUUGGGAAUGAUUGCUGGAGUUGCUCUUGCAUUAUGGAGGAAGAAGUAUGAAGAGCUGAAGGAACCAUGGGAACAGGAAUACAAUUCUCUUAGAUUUUCAUUCAAAGAUCUCUAUGCAGCUACUAAGGGUUUUAGAGACUCUGGGCUUAUUGGUUCUGGAGGUUUUGGCAAAGUUUAUAAAGGUAUGAUUCCAUUUACACACACCCAAGUUGCAGUGAAAAAGGUUUCACAUGAUUCCAGGCAGGGUAUGAGAGAAUUUGUAUCCGAAAUUGUAACCAUGAGACGGCUAAGACAUCGAAACUUGGUCCAGCUUCUAGGUUAUUGCCGAAGAAAUGGAGAGCUUCUACUGGUGUAUGAAUACAUGCCCAAUGGAAGCCUUGACAAGUUUCUCUUCAAGAGUAAGAGCUCCAACCUUUCUUGGUCUUGGAGAUUCAACAUUGUAAAGGGGGUGGCAUCUGCCCUUCUAUAUCUUCAUGAGGAGUGGGAACAAGUCGUUCUUCAUCGUGAUGUGAAGGCAAGUAAUGUUCUUUUGGAUGCUGACAUGAAUGCACGGCUUGGUGAUUUCGGGCUGGCUAGGUUAUAUGAUCAUGAGAGCAAUCCUUGUAGUACUCGGGUAGUUGGAACAUUUGGAUACAUUGCACCAGAGCUCAGUAUAACAGGCAAACCUAGUACUGCCACUGAUGUGUUUGCUUUUGGUAUAUUCUUACUCGAAGUAGCCUGUGGAAGGCGGCCUAACAGCAUACAUGAUUUUUCUACUGGGGACUUUGAUUUGGUUGAUUGGGUAUACAACUGCUGGAAGAAGGGAACAAUUCUCGAGACAAGUGAUCCCAAGUUGAAAGGAGAUUACCAAGGCGAAGAAAUGGAACUUGUUUUAAAAUUAGGCCUGCUGUGUUCCCAUCCCAAGCCUGAAAGAAGGCCUAGCACGAGACAAGCGGUCCACUUCCUUAAUGGGGAUGCAAUUCUGCCUGAUAUUCCUUCAGAUUAUGACCAUCAAAGCAAUAAUUUCUUCGGUGGUAUUUGGGGAAGAUCUAUGUCCGUUUUGUCAUCUUCAUCAUCUGGUAUAUCUCAGGCCACUGUAUCUAGUGAUAAUUCUGUUUUACAUAUUGGCCGAUGAGUCUCUGUAUUUUAAUUCUUGUUUAUACUUGAUAGUAGGUUUUGCAUUUUGUGUCUUGCAGAAAGCCUCAUAGAUAUGCAGAAGGAUGUAUUCAGACUUUGAAUCUGAAGUAAAUAGUAUUCCUGUUCUCUUUGGUGUUUGCUUCUAUUUGAUAUGAAAUUAUACUUCUAAAA
This is a messenger RNA of Chenopodium quinoa (quinoa), 2376 nucleotides long. Its product is annotated as L-type lectin-domain containing receptor kinase IV.2-like. Bases 179 to 2203 code for a protein of 674 amino acids. Gene Ontology annotation, cellular component: plasma membrane. The transcript has a single exon. Gene Ontology annotation, molecular function: ATP binding; carbohydrate binding; protein kinase activity. Gene Ontology annotation, biological process: protein phosphorylation. The record is from RefSeq and is a predicted model, not a curated record. Lineage: Eukaryota; Viridiplantae; Streptophyta; Magnoliopsida; Caryophyllales; Amaranthaceae.